UGGAGAUGGAUGAUGAGGAUGGGCGAUGCUUGCUAGACGUGAUUUGUGACCCGCAGGCCCUCAAUGAUUUUUUACAUGGAUCAGAGAAAAUUGACAGCGAUGACCUUUUGGAUAACACGGGGGAAGCCACAAGUGCCUUCUUUGAAGGGCCCGGGCUCCAUGUUCAGGAGGCACCAGGAAACCACUUGAACCCAGAGCCCAGCCAGCCUGCAACCAGCGUGGACCUGGACUUCCUGGAGGAUGACAUCCUGGGCUCUCCGUCAGCUGGGGGCGGCGGCGGAGGCUCCGGGGGCCCCGAGCAGCCUUGCGACAUCCUCCAGCAGAGCCUUCAAGAGGCCAACAUCACGGAGCAGACGCUGGAGGCCGAGGCCGAGCUCGAUCUGGGCCCCUUCCAGCUACCCACUCUGCAGCCGGCGGACGGUGGCGGAGCCGGCGGGGCGGGGGGUGCCGCUGCCCCCGGAGCCCAGGCCCUGUUCCCCGGCAGCGCGGACCUCCUGGGCCUCCAGCCGCCGGCCGUCUUAACACACCAGGCCCUGGUGCAGCCUCCCGACGUGGUGAACGUGAACAAAGCCCUCAGCGUCCAGCCUUUCCUGCAGCCUGUGGGCCUGGGCAAUGUGACCCUGCAGCCCAUCCCCGGCCUCCAGGGCCUGCCCAAUGGCAGCCCCGGGGGUGCCGCGGCUGCCGCCCUGGGCCUGGCGCCCAUCCAGGUGGUCGGGCAGUCUGUUAUGGCCCUGAACCCGCCGGCGCCCCAGCUGCUCGCCAAGCAAGUGCCCGUGGGGGGCUAUCUGACCCCGGCGGCCCCGACUGAGCCUGGCCCCGUGACGCUGGCCUCCGCGGGGGUCUCUCCUCAAGGGACCGGCCUGGUCAUUCAGAAGAACCUCUCGGCCGCCGUCGCCACCACGCUGAAUGGGAACUCGGUGUUUGCCGGGGCCGGGGUGCCGGGGACGGCGGCGGGAGGGGCCGCGGGCCCGGGGGGCCAGCCGCUGGCGGUGGCCUCGGGCCUCGGGGCCUCCUCGCUGGUGCCGGCGCCCAACGUCAUCCUGCACCGCACCCCGACGCCCAUCCAGCCCAAGCCGGCGGGCGUCCUGCCCCCGAAGCUCUACCAGCUCACGCCCAAGCCUUUCGGCACGGCCGGCGCCACGCUCACCAUCCAGGGCGAGGCAGGUGGUCUGCCGCAGCCCCCCAAGGCUCCCUCCAACCUGACCUUCAUGGCCGCGGGCAAGGCGGGCCAGAACGUGGUGCUGUCCGGCUUCCCGCCCGCGCUGCCGGCCAACGUCUUCAAGCCGCCCCCUGCCACGGUGGGCAGCACGCCGGGCACCUCGGCUGCUCCGCCGCCCGGCGCCCUCAGCAAGCCCAUGAGCGUCCAUCUGCUGAACCAGGGCAGCAGCAUCGUGAUUCCCGCCCAGCAUAUGCUCCAGGGCCAGAACCAGUUCCUGUUGCCCGGAGCCCCAACCGUCCAGAUCCCCCAGCCGCUCUCGGCCCUCCCUGCCAACGUGGGCGGACAGAUUCUGGCCGCCGCCGCCGCUGCCCCCCACCCUGGGGGCCAGCUCAUCGCCAACCCCAUCCUCACCAACCAGAACCUGGCAGGGCCGCUCAGCCUGGGCUCCGUGCUGGCGCCCCACGCAGGCAGCCACGGGGCCGCCCACAUCCUCUCGGCGGCGCCCAUCCAGGUGGGCCAGCCCACCCUCUUCCAGAUGCCCGUGUCCCUGGCCGCCGGCAGCCUGCCCACCCAGAGCCAGCCCGCGCCCGCCGGCCCCACCGCCACCGCCACCGUCCUGCAGGGGGUCACGCUGCCCCCCAGCGCCGUGGCCAUGCUCAACGCGGCCGAGGGCCUGGUCCAGCCCGCGGCGGCCCCGGCCAGCGGUGAGGCGGCGUCCGUCCUCACCGUACAGGCGGCCCCCCAGACCCCCUCGGCUGCCGCCGCGGUGCCACCCGCGGCCCCCCUCCCUCUGGGCCUCCCCCAGCAGCAGGCCCCCCAGGCCUCGGCCACCCCCCAACCCACGACGCCCCAGCCGAGCCCCGGCCUGGCGUCCAGCCCUGAGAAGAUUGUCCUGGGACAGCCAGCCACCACCACCGCCGUCAUUGCUCAGGAGUCCAUGCAGAUGUUCCUGCCCCAGAAGGAGAGGAGCCAGCAGUCCCCGUACCUCCCGCUGCCCAUGGAGGGCGCCCACCUCUCCCUGCCUCUGCCCGCCUACAGCGUCGCUGUCUCGGCCCCCAGCACCUCGAGCAGCACCCCCGCCUCUGUCAUAGUGAGCAGUGGUGUGGGCCAGCCGCAGGCCCGAGACCCAGCCCCGGGCGCCCCGGACACCAAAGGAGCCGGCCUCAUACCUCAGUUCCCCACCAGCCAGACUCCCCCGGCCCUGACCCCCCAGAUCUCAGUCUCUCAGCAGAAGGUCCCAGGGGCUUCCUCGUCCCCAUCGCUACCUCACCCGCAGCCGCUGGGCGACAGCCCUCACCUGCCUUCCCCCCACCCCGCCCGGCCCCCCUCGAGACCCCCCUCCAGGCCCCACUCGCGCCCGCCCUCGCAGCCCCAGAGCAUGUCCCGGCCGCCCUCGGAGCCCACCCUGCACCCCUGCCCUCCGCCCCAGCCCCUGCCCGGCCUCUUUGUCAUCCAGAACCCCCUGGGCGCUUCCUCCCACAGCGCCCCUGCUCCAGCCCCGACUCCUCCACUGCGGCCCCCCUCGCAGCCCCCCGAGGGCCCGGCGCCUCCCCCUCCACACCUGCAGGCGCAGCUAGCCGCCCCCGCCUCCUCGGACGCCACCUCCAGGCUGCCUGCCCCGGUGCCCUCCGAGGCCCCCCACUCGAACUCGCCCCACUUCCAGCUCCAGUUCACCCCAAGCCAAGUGCCCCUCAAGCCCCCCACCCCCACCCCAGCGGUCCACCUCGCUCCAGAGCCCCCCCCACAGCCGCCAGCGCCCCCACCGAGGACCUUCCAAAUGGUGCCCAACCCAUUUCAGGCCCUGGCCAGCCCGGCGGCCCCUUCCAAGCCACUGCUAGAGAGAUUCCACCAGGUGCCCUCGGGGCUCAUCCUCCAGGGUAAGGCCUCAGGGCCCGCAGCGGCCCAGCAGACUCCCACCACCCUCGGCCCCCUGUCCAGCCCGGCACCUUCCCUCCUGGUGGGUGGGCAGGCCCCACCCGGAACCCAUGCCGCCUCCAGCCACCCUCCUGCCGUCCCGGCGGCCAGCACAGACAGCAAAGUGUUCGGCAGCGGCGCGCCAGCCCUGAGCGGAGCCAAGGGGGUCCCUGGGCAGGGAAAGACGUCCGGGCCGUCCCCGGGGCAGUAUGAGAGCAAACUGAGCGGCCUGAAGAAACCCGCUGCGGUGCAGCCCAGCAAGGAGGCCUGCUUCCUGGAGCACCUCCACAGGCACCAGGGCUCCGUGCUGCACCCCGACUACAAGACGGCCUUCCCCUCCUUCGAGGAUGCCCUGCGCCGCCUGCUCCCCUACCACGUCUACCAGGGGGCCCUGCCCUCCCCCCGCGAUCACCGGAGAGUGGACGAGGAGUUCGAGACUGUUUCCACGCAGCUGCUGAAGCGCACCCAGGCCAUGCUGAACAAGUACCGCCUGCUGCUCCUGGAGGAGUCCCGGAGAGUGAGUCCUUCGGCCGAGAUGGUGAUGAUCGAUCGGAUGUUCAUCCAAGAGGAGAAGACCACCCUGGCCCUGGACAAGCAGCUGGCCAAGGAGAAGCCUGACGAGUACGUGUCCUCCUCCAGGCCGCAUGGCCUGUCCGUCCUGGGCUCUGAGAGCCACGGCGCCCACCGGCCGUCCUGCGCCCCGGCCCAGCCCGCACUCUCUUCAUCGUCCGCCCCGGCCCAGCCGCCCCCGCACCCCCCCACCAAGCUGGUGAUCCGGCACGGCGGGGCGGGCGGCUCCCCCUCCGUCACAUGGGCGCGGGCCUCGUCGUCCUCAUCGUCGUCGUCAUCCUCCUCAUCAUCAUCCUCCUCGGCGGCCUCCUCGCUGGACGCGGACGAGGACGCGCCGCUGCCGUCCCGGAGCCGGCCGCCCAUCAAGACCUACGAGGCGCGCAGCCGCAUUGGCCUCAAGCUGAAGAUCAAGCAGGAGGCCGGCCUCAGCAAGGUGGUCCACAACACAGCCCUGGACCCCAUCCACCAGCCAUCCCCGGGCCCCAAGGGGCCUGAGCCCCCGGCCCCGCCGCCGCCGGCCCCGGCCUCCUCGGGCCAGAUGAACGGCACGGUGGAGCAUCCCCCGGCGGCUGCCGAUCGGAAGCCCGCGCCCCCCGCCGCCCACUGCCCCCGGCUGCCCCUCCGCAAGACCUACCGGGAGAACGUGGACGCCCUGGGCGGCUGCCGGCCUGGCGCCCCGCGGGCAGCUGCGGGGGGGAGCCCGGCCCCGGCGCCCCUCAUCAAGGGGGACGACGCGGCCGGCGGCCUCAUCCGGGAGCUGGCCGAGGUGGAGGACGAGCUGUACCAGCGGGUGAUGAAGGCCGGUCCUCUGGACGUGGUGACCGGUGGGGCUGGCCCCGGGCCUGGGGGGGAGCCUGCCUGGGAGGCACCUCCUCUUCCCCCUGCUAAGAGGCGCAAGUCGGAGUCCCCAGACAUGGACAACGCCAGCUUCUCGAGCGACAGCCCCCAGGAUGACUCUCUGACCGAGCACCUCCAGAGCGCCAUCGACAGCAUCCUCAACCUCCAGCAGGCGGCCCCCCAGCCCUCCGGCCGGACUGCAGGGGCCCCCUCCUACCCCCACCCCGCAGCCUCCCCCCCCCUGCACCGGCCCGACGGCUACCUGGGCCCCAGUCACAACGGGGGCCUGGGCGCCAGGACGUUGAACAGAUAACAGCAGAGCACCCCCUCCCUGCCCCUGCCCCCCCCCCCGACGGCCCCAAGGACCCUGGGGAGACGGCGGCCCCUUCCCCCCUCCCCGGCGGCUUGGACCCGGCUGCUUCUUUCCUAAGUUAUUCCAGUGAUCGCUCGGGCCCCAAAACACUAAGCAAGGUGGGGGAGGGGCCGGGGAACCGGGGGUCCUGCCCCGGGGGAGGGGCAGGAGGGACGCUGGUUACUGCCACUGUGUGUACGUCGGCGUGUGUCUGAGAGAGCGAGAGCGAACGUGCGGGGAACACUAGGCUGGGGAGAGGGAGGAGGACGCCGGGCCGAGCCCGCAGGAGAGGCAGGGACUUGCCCAAGGUCACACAGCGAGCCAGGAGCAGCAUCGGGGUCCGGCCGUCCCCCAGCUUGCCAGAUAACUGCACCACCGUGCCUCCCACCGUGGCUCUUCACCAAGGGGGCUCUUUUCUAGCCCUCCGAGGAGCUCUGUAUGUGUGCGUGCGAGCAUGUGCGUGUGUGUGUGCGUGUGCGCGCGUGUGUGCAUGCCCCCCCAUCAGAAAGUCUCCCAAAGUCGAAGCAGACCACUCUUGAUCUUCCCAGCCCCAGCCCUCCCCCCUCCCCCCAGCCGGGCUUUGAGAUCUCGGAGACGACUUUAGUACUGUAAAAUAUUUUGUACUGUAUUUAUUGUGUAUAACGAUUUUUUAAGGAAUCCUGUACAUUUAGUAUUCCCCUGUAAAUUAAAGCCAGUCCUCUUUUUAAACCGGGA
Molecule: messenger RNA, 5546 nt
Organism: Monodelphis domestica (gray short-tailed opossum)
Lineage: Eukaryota; Metazoa; Chordata; Mammalia; Didelphimorphia; Didelphidae
Gene: BICRA
Product: BRD4 interacting chromatin remodeling complex associated protein
Biological process (GO): positive regulation of DNA-templated transcription
Cellular component (GO): SWI/SNF complex
Source: RefSeq, a predicted model, not a curated record